This is a messenger RNA of Rhinichthys klamathensis goyatoka, 4326 nucleotides long. RefSeq names its product ataxin 1-like (gene atxn1l). Gene Ontology annotation, cellular component: nucleus. The record is from RefSeq and is a predicted model, not a curated record. Gene Ontology annotation, biological process: anatomical structure development; regulation of DNA-templated transcription. The transcript is spliced from 3 exons. NCBI's taxonomy places the organism in Eukaryota, Metazoa, Chordata, Actinopteri, Cypriniformes, Leuciscidae. The coding region runs from base 266 to 2536 and encodes 756 amino acids. Gene Ontology annotation, molecular function: RNA binding; protein binding.
CAGCGCGCGCCGCUGGGUUUCAGUCUGCUGGCCUCUGGAAUGGGCAGAAAAUCACCAGCCCAUAUUUCACCAUUGAUUAAUUGCACGAACUCCACCGAGAGUCUGUAUUUUUCCCGUCGUCUACACGAUGCUAUGCGGAGGUAAGGUGAUGGAAGAGGCCAGCGGGAGGUUCUCAGAGCUGAUUCCAGUGGUGCUAUUUCCGCGGCUGUCAGGCUUUGUCCCUUCCUCUGUUCAGUAACAGCGCCCAUUCUCAUCCCGAAUCACCAUGAAGCCAGUCCACGAGCGCAACCAGGAGUGCCUCCCUCCCAAAAAGCGGGACCUCCCUGUUAACAACAGCAACAACAACACCUCCACCAACAACAGCAGCAGUAGCAUCAGCGGCGGAGCGGGAGGCAGCGGAAUUGGGAGUGGAGGAGGAGGUGGUGAGGAUGGCCCGUCUUCACAAAGCUCUGGAGUGAGCGGAGAAGCCCAAAGUGGUAGUGGCGAGUGGGUGCGAGCCCAGCCGAGCGUGCAUUAUGGGGUGGAGGGUGCUGAGGGUCUCAUCGGGUUACCCAUGGAUCAGUACAGCAUGCUCUAUAAAGUAGCUUUGCCCGCUGGCACCUACUCACCUGUUCUUAGCCACAUUUCUCCUGCCUACACCGUUCCUUCCUCGGUGUUACAGCAUACUAGUGUUCCCUACCCUCCGCUCGGCUACACCCAGAUCCCGCACUCCUCCUUGCAGUUUGUUAGCUCUCCGUACGCGACUGCGGUUCCCUACGGCGUGCCUACGGGAUUUGUUCCCCAGUCGCACCUAGUUCCAUACCAAUCAGUGAUUCAGGAAGGAGUGGUCUCGUCCCAUCAGCAGCAGCAGGUCUCGACCCACGCGUACACCAAAAUGACAGCGCCUCUGGUGCUCCCGUCUGAGCAGGCGGCGACACAAGCGGCGCUGGGGACUGUAGGGAUGUUACCUGCCGGGGAGCACAGCCCGAGAGGCGUGCCUGUGUUCUACCACCCCCCCGUCAGGGGCGUCCAACCUCAACGAGCCCUAGAACAGGAAAGGGAGGUGAAUGGUGGGAACCGAGACCACGGAGGCAGGGAGAGCCAUUUAGAUGCAGUUUAUUCGUCCAGAGGUGGAAGGCUGAUGCAGGAGUCCCAUCAAGACAAGAGCUUGAAAAGCCGCAGGCUGGAGGGCAGAAUGUCUCCAGGACAGAGAAGCACGCCAGACACUGAUCUCGAGGUCCAGCAAGUUGUUGGACGACUGGCCUCUCCUGUCCAUGGCAUGAGUCGCAAGGAAGCAGCACACGUCCCUCUGAACCUUUCUCAAAGCUCUCAGAGGAGUCGAGAGACUCAGAGCGAAGUCAGAACAGCAUAUGCAUUAAAUCCUGCUGAAUCCAGAGCUCAUCAGCAGCAUAUCGUUCAACAAGGUCAUGCCGUGAUCUUGGCCAAUGGGCAACCUGUUUUCGUGCCCCUGGACUACCAUCAUCACCAACAGCAACAGCAGCAGCAUUAUCAAUCCAACGAUGUGGCCUCAGCAGCCAUCGUUGCUUCUCCCGCUACAUAUACAAAAGCCAUGGAUGCAGUAGCGUGUCUCCCAGAGCGGGCGGUGGCAGAGCUGCCUCCCCAACACAGUCAGCAGCCCUCCCAGCAGCUUCCCACUCAAGCUCCUGGUGCUUUACCACAGGCUCCUCUGCUGGCACCCACCGGCCCGUCGCACUUCAUGAAGGGCGCCAUCAUCCAGUUGGCUACCGGAGAGCUCAAGCGUGUGGAAGAUCUGCAGACUCAGGACUUUGUGCGGAGCGCAGAAGUUAGCGGUGGGCUGAAGAUUGACUCGAGCAUGGUGGUGGAUAUCCGCGCUAGUCAGAGGCCCGGUCUAGUGGCGUUGCAUUUCAACGUAGGGGAGCAGCAGAGCAAAGUGACUAUAGAUGUUCCCCCCGAACACCCGUUUUUUGUUUUCGGACAGGGCUGGUCGUCCUGUAGCCCUGAGGGGACUGCCCAACUGUACGGUCUCACCUGCCACCAUCUGCAAGUGGGCGACGUCUGCGUGUCCGUGACGCUGCAGCAGCAAGCCACGUUACAGCAGAAACCGACGCAGCAACUGCAGGCCCGGACUCCCACCAAAGCCAACUCUACGUCAGGAGCCCCUCCUCAGCCAAUGGGCCCCCCUGCGCCCCAGCACACCCCUCGGCCACCAAACCAAUUAAAGAUGGAGCGCAUCCACAGAGAGAGGGACAGGGACAAGGAAGAGCCCAUGCAGGUCGGGGGUCCUCGACACAUCGAUGUGUCCCCCAGACCGAACAGGACUUCAGCAGAGCACACUCGGAGCCAGAGCAACUACUAUUUGCACACUGAGGGUCAUGCUCCACCGGGAACCGGAGCGGGAGCCUCUUCCAUAGGGGCGUCCCAGAGGCGCUGGUCUGCCCCUGGCUUCCAAAGAUAUAACAUCAAGAAUGAGGAGGGAAGUUUAGCCUCAGUUGCCAUCUCUGGCUCCUCUCGCCCAUCAUUUAUCCCUCAGGAGGUCAAGCUAUCCAUCGAGGGGCGCUCGAACGCCGGCAAGUAGCAGCAAACACAAAAGAGAUUGUCUUUGGGAGUGAAGUGUCAGUCGGAUGUGAAAGAGGGAGCGUGGUCGGAGGGAGAGAGAAUGUAGCCUCAGAAUGUUUGAGAUUUUGCACAUAUUGGAAGAUUCCCCCUGCCGCCCCCUUCUCCAGUUCUUUUCGGUUCUGGUCUCGAGCAGAGGAAUUAUUUUGCCAGGUCAUAGUCAGAGUUCGCAAUGAUCUGCAUGGGCAGCUUUAUCUGGUAAAUCACGUACCAAAGCCUGCAUCGUCUGCUUGUUCCUGUGGGUGAACUAUCGUGUUUUGGCAGUGAUCACUUGCAUAAAGAUAUCUUGCAGUUCCUCAAGUAGAUGUUUAUUUCAGAAAGGCCAGGGAUAAGAAUGGGAUACAGCCAUAGAAUCUUGACAAGCCUUUACAAUAAUAAUUAUAUAUUUUGAAGAAGGACGAAAGAGGAUAGAUUGCUCAACAACUUUUUUCCCUAAAAGACAGGCAUUUUCUCUCUAAACAUUGACUGUUUCCCUUGUUGCGCUGCCAGGCUUUUAUUGGCUAAGACCUUAAAACUUGGACAGUUUUUAAUGCGUCUCUCUCUAGAGGUGUGUUUGUCCUCACUUUCCUACACUCUCCUCCUCUCCCUGCCUCUUCUCAGGGUGCUUCUGAUGAGGACUACUUUCUAGUCUGGAGUUUGAGAACAGUUGCCCAGCAUCGUCACAUCAAUCAAUUGAUCCAACAAUCUUUCUACAAUCAGGAACUAUUUCCAGAUGAAGUCUCACACGCAUCUUAACAGUUGCAUUAACGACUCCUCAGAGGUUUUUAAUUUUGAUUCAGCAGUGGCUCUGAAUCUCCAUUCCAGUUUCAAUGUGAUCUCUCCUCCUCAACCCAUUGGAGUUAUCAUUACCCAGUAAGGCUGGCCUAGGAAAACGCCUCUAAAUAGUACCUCAUGGUUGGAAGCAUCCUUCAGUCUGAUAAUUAACUUCUUUUUUAAUCCUACAUUGUUGUGCCCUAUUUCAUGGAGACAACAUGUGGUGUCAGCCAAAAUCAGCCGUGCUUGCGAAGCUGAGACCAAAUGUGGAACAGGUUCUAGUCGUUUGCGAACGGCUUGUUCCUGUGGAAAUGGAUUAUUGCUCUGAAGCAUGCAGGUUUAAAUGAAAUCGUCCCAUUGGAAGCGUUGAGCACAGACAAGUGUAGAUUCACUGCUGUUGGGUGUGGACUGACCCUGCUCAGUUAUCAAAAUCAAAGCAAUAGUUUUUUCAUGUUUUAUUUUUGUUUUUUUAAAUCCCGUACAGGAUAGAUUACUCCUUGUAUUUAGAUUUUUCUAUGUGCAGCGUUUGCAGUCUGUAUGUAAAGACCUUUUCAACCUUUUCCUGCACUUCUCUUGAUUUUCUAAGAUAAUGCAGUUUUACUUUGUGAUAAUACUCACUCUAACAGUUACUACAGGAGUUCAUUACAAGCAUGCAAUUACCCCUAAAACAACACCUCUUUCUUUUAGGCAGAUUUUCUGUCUGACCAGUAGUGUCUUCAGAGAUGACAUAUGAAAUCACACCUCAAAAUGGGGCUUUUCUGAAACACCCGUUGAUUAGGAUAUUCAGGGUCAGCUCUUGCUAUUUAUAAAAAGACCUUGGUCUACCUUAAAUUAUGUCCUAACCAGGUAUGACAUGAUAAAACAAGUGAUGCAUGAGUUACAGUGUGGUGUGUCUGCAAAAAGCGCCAAGCAACAGGACGCUUUUGGCUAUCAAAUUUUUCGAUUUCUAUUUUUGUGGUAUUGUGCUCGGUAACUCUGCCUAACGUGAAAUCUCAUUGG